Molecule: messenger RNA, 909 nt
Organism: Zalophus californianus (California sea lion)
Lineage: Eukaryota; Metazoa; Chordata; Mammalia; Carnivora; Otariidae
Product: homeobox protein NANOG-like
Exons: 1
Coding region: 1-909 (302 amino acids)
Biological process (GO): regulation of transcription by RNA polymerase II
Molecular function (GO): RNA polymerase II cis-regulatory region sequence-specific DNA binding; DNA-binding transcription factor activity, RNA polymerase II-specific
Source: RefSeq, a predicted model, not a curated record
AUGAGUGCAGCUCCAGCUCUGCCCCAAUGCCCGCCUGGCCCCGAAGCACCCAGUUCUAGGGACUCUUCUCCAAUGCCUGAGAUUUAUGGGGCCGAAGAAAAUUACGCGUCCCUGCAAAUGUCAUCUGCUGAGACACCCCACGCGGAGACCGUCUCUCCUCUUCCUGCAUCCAUGGAUCUGCGUGUUCAGGACAGCCCCGACUCCUCCACCAGUCCCAGGGUAAAAGUACCACCCACUUCUGGGGAGGAGAGAACAGUGAGGAAGGAAGAUACGGCCCAGGGCAAGAAACAGAAGAUCAGGACCGUGUUCUCUCAGGCCCAACUCUACGUCCUCAAUGAUCGAUUUCAGAGACAGAAAUACCUCAGUCUCCAGCAGAUGCAAGAACUUUCCAACAUUCUGAACCUUAGCUAUAAGCAGGUAAAGACCUGGUUCCAGAACCAGAGAAUGAAAUGUAAGAGGUGGCAGAAAAACCACUGGCCAAAGGAGAGCAAGAGUGUGACUCAGGUGAUGAACAGCACAGCAACCGCAGAAUACCCAGGCUUCUAUUCCUACCACCAGGGAUACCUGAGGAACACUUCUGGAAACCUUCCACUAUGGAGCAACCAGACCUGGAACAGCCAGUCUUGGAGCAACCACUCCUGGAACGGCCAGUCUUGGGGCAACCAUUCCUGGGCCAGUCAGACCUGGUGCCCCCAAGCCUGGAACAAUCAGCUCCAGAACUGUGGGGAGGAAUCCCUGCAGCCCCAGAUCCAGUUCCAGCAAAAUUCCAUCAGCGAUUUGGAGUCCAUCUUAGCAACCUCUGGGGAAAGCCAUAGUGUAAUACAACAAUCCGCUAAGUAUUUUAGUACCCAGCAAAUAAUGGAUUUGUUCCCGAAUUACUCUGUGAACAUAGAGCCUGAAGAUGUGUGA